AGGCAGAGCGGGAAAAGGAAAAGCUGAAGAAGAAGGCGAAAACAUCGGAAUGGCUAUUGAUGGUGACCAAUCUCGUGUACCUGAGUGGAUGCGGUUUGGCGCCUCUCCCCCGGACACUGGAAGUGAUGACGACGGAACUCACGACAAUGGCUACGGAUGCGCAGAAUUGGGGAAUCCUGGGGUCAGGUAUGUUGAAGAGAUGUAUAAAAGCAUUGGUAGGUCAGGGAAAGAAGCUGUUGACCUGUGGCGUUCCGGAUUUGGUGGACAUAAUGGUCGAAGAUACGUCAUACACGACGUUUUUCGACUUGGAGCUGCCCACAGAGAUCCGGAGGUCAUUUCAAAGCAGCUGGCUCGGCUCUCCACAGGGACUUUCAUCGUUUCCGUCCACGGCUGCCACCUCCACUGUGUUCACGCCUGCCGCUUCUCAAACAGCACGUGCAGGUGCUACAUCACGAAGCACCUGCGCGGGAAGUUCGGGAGGUGGGUGGCUCGCAGAAAUCGCCAAGAGCGUGAAUACAGCGAGGAAUGGUGGAGUUAUCUCGCAAUAUACUUAUGCAGCGGUGGACGGAGGGCAGCUAAAGUUUCAGUCGAAGGGAGAAAUUGGUCAUACCACAGUAAGACUGGAACUUUACCCGUUCGCAAAAAUCGUUCAGCAGAAGCCGUUCAACUGGUGGGUCGACGCGGAAUGGCGGACGCUGUUCCACCUGGAUCCCCAAGACCCGGACCUAGCUGUGCUGAAGGAGAUUUGCGAGCGGAAAACGAAAGCUCUUGUGGAGAGAGGAGUGGAGGGGACAAUGAUACAUCCCGAAUACAAAGAAGAAACAAGGGCGAGCAGAUCCUAGAUCGAAUAAUGGGAUGUGUCGUGACCCCGCUGGGAAGGUUUUUCGAUACGCGAUUGUGGCUAGAAGGGCCUUUCCGAUGGAUGCCUUUGGACCAAAAAUGUCUACGUGUGGCGGUAAGAUUAGCGCAAUUUCACUACACUCAGAUGACGUAUACUGAGAUUUUGAACAAAAUACUCAACGUUCCCGAGAAGAAUCGCUUGUUUUCGAGCAAUACUCCUCAAGAAACUUAUUACAGCGAAGUCGAGAGUUUUGAAAUUGCGUUAAUCUUGCUGUCGCACCAGAUGCAAUUUUCCAAUAUUAAGGCAUUCUUGGAGGACCUUCUCGACAUAAUCGAUAAAAAAAAACCAAAAGUCAACAGUUUCUUUGUCUGGGCGCCUGCGAAUUCGGGGAAGAAUUUCUUUUUCGAUAGUGUUCUGCAAAGCUGCGUAAACUUCGGGCAGAUGGGUAAUUUCACUAAAUACGAUAAUUUCCCUCUGCAGGAGUGCGUACAGCGCAGAAUAAUAUUGUGGAACGAACCUAGUUGCGAGAGCUCUUCACUGGAGACACUCAAAUGCAUUCUGGGCGGUGACACUUGUAACGUUAAAGUCAAGUACUCUAACGAUUACAUUUUGCACCGCACUCCGGUGAUAGUGCUCUCGAACAACGAUAUCUUCCCGAACGAGCAGGCGUUCAGAACGAGGAUGAUACGGUACACUUGGCGUACGGCACCAUUCUUGAAAGAUUACAGCAAAAAGCUGCAUCCUCUGACCCUGAUGUACCUUUUGCUAACGUACAAUCUUCUAGACAGACGCUACGUAAGGUACGAUGACGACAAGUUUUCACAAUGUCUGCGCAUCCACGACAAGAUGGAAGUGGAGGACGCCAUUGUUGGAUUGACUGUGGACACUAACGCCGAGGGAGAGGACAUCUGGAUGGACGAAGAAAUAGUUUGAAAAAAAAUAUUAUGUGAUUAGUAAAUAAGAAGAGAAAUUUUGUGAUUAAUAUACAUGUUUUAUUUUUAA
This is a messenger RNA of Bemisia tabaci, 1843 nucleotides long. NCBI's taxonomy places the organism in Eukaryota, Metazoa, Arthropoda, Insecta, Hemiptera, Aleyrodidae. The record is from RefSeq and is a predicted model, not a curated record.